Molecule: messenger RNA, 827 nt
Organism: Mus pahari (shrew mouse)
Lineage: Eukaryota; Metazoa; Chordata; Mammalia; Rodentia; Muridae
Gene: Serp2
Product: stress associated endoplasmic reticulum protein family member 2
Biological process (GO): endoplasmic reticulum unfolded protein response
Cellular component (GO): endoplasmic reticulum
Source: RefSeq, a predicted model, not a curated record
CCCUAUACCCCGCAGCGUUCGAUCUCAGGACCCGGACACCCUGGGCCACGGUGCCCUUGGCUCGGCGCGCGGCGCUGUAGCAGCGCCCGCCUCUUGCUUCCCGCCUCCUGCCUCGGUGGCCGCGCAGGGUGGGAGUCGAGAGCAUCCUCAAGCGCCCAAGCCAUGGUGGCUAAACAGCGGAUCCGGAUGGCUAACGAGAAGCACAGCAAAAACAUCACCCAGAGGGGAAACGUAGCCAAAACCCUGGUUGACUACAUAAAUACUGGCUUUUCCUGGAGACUGCCAGAGAAAGUCACCCCAAAGACCAUCAUGAGGUGCAUGAGAACCGGACAGCCCCAGAGGACCAAGACGGACGGUCUGGAGGAGACAUCUCAGCAGCCAUCGACUCUCGCAAGCUAUCUUCCAGAUCAUACAGAGCAUAAGGAUGGGCAUGUGAGAGGGCCAGGAAGUUGUACGCUGAUGCCCUCCUGCUGGCAGGUGAAGGACCACUGAGACCGUCAGCUGGUCUUUAGGAAGCAAACAAGCCAUGGGAGAUAGAAAGGAGGUCCCCCGUUCCCUCCCACUCCAUGGUGGAGGUCAGACCAAAUUGCCUUCUCACAAGACAUCUCCGUGCAUCCGUGUCCUCCAGCGGAAAGGACUCUGCUCUACUGUUGGCUGAUCGGAAGUCACGUGGGGGGCCCCCAGCGGCGGCGGCGCUGGCUGGCUGGCUGGUUGGUUCCCUGGGUUUCACUGUGGUGUGCAUGUGGCCCUCUGAGCGACCACCCCUUUACAUCCUGCCAAUCAAUCUCUUCUGUGUCAGGAAUUGGUUUUACAAAUAAAUGUCUUCA